Messenger RNA from Bipolaris oryzae ATCC 44560, 1170 nucleotides. RefSeq lists its product as uncharacterized. NCBI's taxonomy places the organism in Eukaryota, Fungi, Ascomycota, Dothideomycetes, Pleosporales, Pleosporaceae. The record is from RefSeq and is a predicted model, not a curated record. The coding region runs from base 1 to 1170 and encodes 389 amino acids. The transcript has 2 exons.
AUGACAAAUACCAAUCUCACCAUCGCCGCCGUUUUUGCCAGUCUAUUUGGCUUGGCUCUCAUAUUCAUCGCUUUAUGGUGUCUCAGUCAUUAUAUUCAUCGCUGUUGUCUCGAUAUUGGGCAAUGGCUCCACGCCUUGUCGCCUCACUCGGAUAAGGACCCACCAGUUGUGUAUGUGGAGAAACGUCGAUCUAGAUCUAGGAAAAGCGAGCGGGGAAGAAGACUCGAUCCCCUGCGAGCAAAAAGGGACCACGAAAGCGGAAAUUUUGAAUACGAACGAACAGGGGAUAGGGGUAUAGAGAUGAGGCCAACGGUCCAGCUCUGCGCUCCUGUGCAAGCUCAGCAACAACCAUAUAACCCAACAUAUUGCCCUUCUCUGGGAUGGCAAGACCAAACUCAAAAUAUGCAGUCGGUGAUGCAGCACCGAACACCAAUGUAUUGGCAGGCACAGGGUGUUCCUCGAGUACCAAUCUACGUAAUGCAAACAGCAAUACCUCAGCAGUCCAAUCGACAGACGGCAAUGGAGAUAUCGGAACCUUUGCAGGGUCCGCCUCGGCAGCAGCCCCACAUGUUGUCCCAACCGGAAAAAUGUCUUUCGGCGAAAUCUAGGUCGCCGGAGAAGUAUGCGCGCAAGCCAAGGAAGGUUGAUUACAUUCACAUCUGUGAUGAGUAUCCGCCUUUUGUGCUAGAAGCACUCAACAAGGCAGCUCUAUCAUCAUCGUCAUCAUCUACCUCGAGCGAUGGGUCUGAAACGACGCAAGAGGUACCGCGGACUACUAUACCAUGCGCUCCGCCUGCUUGCAUCAAAACCAAACAAUACCCAGAUAUAGUAGCACGCGGAAGGGAUACCCCAAGGACGUACCCACGACAGUGUGUGGGCAGAAAUGGGCGAGGAAAUGGGCCGGAUAGCCAAGUCAGGAGACUCCCGAGCGUGCCAGGAGUGUGGAUAGCCCAGAGGACGAGCCGGGCGGUCGGCAUGGUUGGUGUACAUGGCCGAGGAGAAGGGGACGAGAAACGGGCAAAGGAGAGCAAAAGAAAAGCGAACAAGGACACGGACGAGGAACAGGAAAUGAAACAGGCUGUGGAAGGCUUUUUGGCUUCUGGACUUUGCAACCGGAGGACGAGGUGUCCGAACAGGAACCAGGACAGGGCCGUUUGUUCGAUGGACUAG